Momordica charantia (bitter melon) is the source of this 1207-nucleotide messenger RNA. It is a transcript of the gene RPH1, whose product is annotated as resistance to phytophthora 1. Gene Ontology annotation, biological process: defense response. The record is from RefSeq and is a predicted model, not a curated record. Gene Ontology annotation, cellular component: chloroplast. NCBI's taxonomy places the organism in Eukaryota, Viridiplantae, Streptophyta, Magnoliopsida, Cucurbitales, Cucurbitaceae.
AUAUUGCACGAGAAAAAAUCACGAAGAAAAAAACGGUUAAGUUUCCGGUCGCGCAGCCGCUCUCCGCUGUGACACGCAUUUCUUAUCCAAAUCUUAGAAAUCAUGAACACUCUAAUUCCCACAUCUCGAUGCAAUUUCUGCAAUAUACAAAUCUUCAAUUCCUACGCCAUUUUCCCCAAAAACCUCUCCGCCAUCAGAAGAACCCACAGCUUACGCGCCAAUUCCAACGACUUGCAAACCCAGGCAGUGGAGGGACCCAAGGAAGAAGAAGAAGAGCAACAUGGGGCGGCUGCCGAACCCCAGCCGCAAAGCAUGGCAUCCACCGCUCCCGCACUCGAUAAAGACCUCAAGAAGGUUGUUCAAAAGACUGCUGCAACAUUUGCACCAAGGGCCUCCACUGCUUCAAAAAAUCCUGCUGUACCUGGGACUACUUUAUAUACUGUUUUUGAGGUUCAAGGCUAUGCCUCAAUGUUGUUAGGUGGAGUGCUAUCUUUCAAUCUCAUAUUCCCGUCGGAUGAACCCGAUAUAUGGCGAUUAAUGGGAAUGUGGUCGAUAUGGAUGUUCACAAUACCUUCGCUCCGGGCACGAGACUGCUCGAAAAAUGAGAAAGAAGCUCUCAACUAUCUAUUUCUCCUCAUCCCAUUACUCAACGUUACAAUUCCAUUUUUCUGGAAGUCUUUUGCAGCCGUGUGGUCAGCCGAUACCGUAGCCUUUUUCGGAAUGUAUGCUUGGAAGAUGGGAUGGUUACAGAGAACAGAUUAAAAUUUUCUGAGUAUUGGAUUCAUGGCUGCUUUCUGAUCGGAAUCGAAUCCCUGUAAAGCAUGAUAAUGUAUAGAAAUCACGGUAGUUCUUCAAGAUCCUGCUGCAGGUACUUUCUCUGAAUUUGAAGGUAAAGUAUUGGUGAUGGCCUGCAUUUGGCAUUUGUGCUAUAGUUUCAUCACACGCUAGAACUGGUUUAUUGGCUCCCCUGUGUCUUUGUGAGGGGACUUUAGAUAUAUAUAAUAUAUAUUCUUCUAACGGUUCUUCAGUCACAUCAUCCUUCGUCGUCGAAUUAUUUCGAAUUCAGUGUUGGAGAGUUCACAUAGAUUUGACGCUCAAGUUCAGGAGCUUCUUUCUGAAUCUAGAAAAUAAUAAUCAAAUCAAAAGAAUCAGCUAGUCGAGAACAAGAAGUCACGGACUGAAAAUAUUUUGAACAUUUUCUGCCGCA